Molecule: messenger RNA, 2062 nt
Organism: Cryptomeria japonica (Japanese cedar)
Lineage: Eukaryota; Viridiplantae; Streptophyta; Pinopsida; Cupressales; Cupressaceae
Exons: 2
Coding region: 419-1531 (370 amino acids)
Biological process (GO): protein N-linked glycosylation; N-acetylglucosamine metabolic process
Cellular component (GO): membrane
Molecular function (GO): beta-1,4-mannosylglycoprotein 4-beta-N-acetylglucosaminyltransferase activity
Source: RefSeq, a predicted model, not a curated record
GAACACCUUCUUUUGAAGGCAAUCGGCGAAAAUGAUUGCAGGUCUAUCGCCUGGUAUGCAGUUCAAUCACAUGACUUAUCAUAUGUACCCAACCAAAAACUUAAUAAUUAAUUCAGAUGCUUCGGGAGACAGACAGACUUUUUCAGAUACCCUAUUUGACCAUACACCCUAGUUGUUCAUUAACUUGGGUUAUUAUAUAUUCAAAAAUUACAAUGUUCUUUCCUUCCCACUGGGUGGAGCCCGGCCCAUUUGCUUUAGGGGCUAAAAGGAAAGUUGCUGACUCGCUUGGACUCAUCUACUGUCGUGAUGAAGUUCAGGCGUUGGGUUCUUGUUGCAUUCUGUGAAGUGGGGAUUCCGUUACAUUUUUACAGAAAAAGAUAUUGAAUAUCAGAAGUGCCAGAGAAUCUUACUGAAUCUGAUGGUGACAAAAGUAGGCAGGAAAAAUAUGCCGAAGAAGUCUGUCCAGUGCUGCACUUUAAGGAGAUCAUGUAUCAAGGCACUGCUUCUUUUGUUUGUAACUGUUCCUAUUUGUAUUCUAAGCAUAUACAUGAACGGGCAGAAGAUAUCCUACAUGUUGCGUCCCAUAUGGGACACUCCACCAAAGCCAUUUCAUCAUAUUUUUCAUUAUUAUGCUGAAAAUGUUUCAAUGGAGCAUCUUUGUUACCUUCAUGGUUGGCGAGUCCGGGAGAUACCUCGUCGUGUUUAUGAUGCUGUAUUGUUUAGCAAUGAGCUGGACCUACUGGAGAUCAGAUGGCAGGAAUUGCUUCCUCUAGUAACAAAGUUUAUAAUCCUUGAAUCCAAUACAACUUUUACUGGAUAUGGAAAACCAUUGUAUUUCGCAAAUAACAGGGAAAGGUUUGAAUUUGCUGAACCCAAUGUUGUGUAUGGCAUGUUUCCAGGUCGGUCCCUUUUAGAUGGGGAGAAUCCCUUUGUACAAGAAACAGAAAACAGAGCGGCAAUGGACCGACUUAUAAGAGAGUCAGGCAUCCGUUAUGAUGACAUGCUUAUCAUGUCAGAUGUAGAUGAAAUUCCAAGUUCACACACAAUAAAUCUUCUAAGGUGGUGUGAUAAUAUACCACCAGUCAUGCAUCUGCAGUUGCGAAAUUAUUUGUACUCCUUUGAGUUUCCUGUUGACUAUAACAGUUGGCGUGCAUCAAUCCACCUUUAUCAGUAUUAUACACGCUAUGCUCAUUCCCGUCGAACUGAUGAGCUCUUCACAGAUGCAGGCUGGCAUUGCAGCUUCUGCUUUCGGCACAUAAGUGAAUUCAUAUUUAAAAUGAAAGCCUACAGCCAUGUAGAUCGGGUGAAGUCUUCUUACUUCCUAAAAUCUUCAAGAAUUCAGCGUGUCAUUUGUCAUGGAGAAGAUCUAUUUGAUAUGUUACCAGAAGGAUAUUCCUUUCGAGAAAUAUUCAACAAGAUGGGAAAUAUACCUCGCUCAUUUUCUGCGGUGCACCUGCCAUCUUAUUUGAUCAAGAAUGCUGACAAGUUCAGGUUCUUUCUUCCUGGGAGCUGCCUGCGAUGGCCUGGCUAACUAGUGGACAGGAAAUGGAAAGUUGACAUGGUUAUCGAUGAAGGAUUUGUUGACAUAAUGCAGACUUCGUCAACUGUAGACAUGAUCUGUUAGAGAAUUAUCUAUGCUUUUGUACUGCAUCUGUUUUGCUCCUCGUGCAUGCUAUUUUGGGGCUUUAAGAGAAAUUCAAAUAGUUAUCCUGCCAAUGGGAUUCUCAUCCUUCUGUGCAACAGCAUCGAUGAUACAGAAUGAUUUUGCCUAUCACAGAUGAAUCAUGCAAUGACAAUCAGUGAUGGAGCUUAUUAUGAUCUGUCCUAAUUACUGUUGUGAUUUUUCUAUGGUUGAUGAAUUUUGUAUGCACUUGUGCAUCACCCCAAUUUUGAGGGUAGGUUCGGAGUUAGAUGACAUUUAAUAGUAUAAAAUUCAUUCGAGUCAGGUAUUCCCUGGUUGUAUCAAAGCAUUGUAUCCAGAAGUCUCCUUGAGCUCAGGAAGGUAUACUGCAUGGGAGCAUAACGUCAAAUUGCUAAGAAAUUAAAGCUCUUGGUUUUUGUA